Messenger RNA from Colius striatus (speckled mousebird), 7776 nucleotides. RefSeq names its product harbinger transposase derived 1 (gene HARBI1). Bases 214 to 1260 code for a protein of 348 amino acids. The record is from RefSeq and is a predicted model, not a curated record. The transcript has 3 exons. Lineage: Eukaryota; Metazoa; Chordata; Aves; Coliiformes; Coliidae.
AGGCAGCCGGGGCCGCGAGAAGAGGGGAAGCGCCCGCGGCCGCUCCCGACGGAAGCCGCUCGCUGUGGCGAAUCUGCCGCGGGCAAUGCGGGGGCCGUGGCGCGGGCCGGAGCCGGCGGGCAGCGCGGCCCCGCAGGGCGCGGGAUCAGGUAAAGACUCUGGGAAGGCUCGGUGACAGAGGAGCCCCAGGGGAACCCCUCCCAGCCGUUAGCCAUGGCUGUACCUAUCGCGGUCCUUGACUGCGACCUCCUGCUCUAUGGCCGCGGACACAGGACUUUGGAUCGCUUCAAGCUGGAGGAUGUCACGGAUGAGUAUCUGGUGUCCAUGUACGGCUUUCCCCGGCAGUUCAUUUACUACCUGGUGGAUCUCCUGGGAGCCAGCCUCUCUCGCCCUACGCAGCGCUCCAGGGCCAUCAGCCCCGAGACGCAGAUACUCGCCGCAUUGGGUUUCUAUACCUCCGGCUCCUUCCAGACUCGCAUGGGGGAUGCCAUUGGCAUCAGUCAGGCCUCCAUGAGCCGCUGCGUUGCCAAUGUAACCGAGGCGUUGGUGGAAAGAGCCUCGCAGUUUAUUCACUUCCCUGAGGAUGAAGCUGCUGUACAGAACCUGAAGGAUGACUUUUAUGGGCUGGCAGGCAUGCCGGGAGUGCUGGGGGUGGUUGACUGCACCCACGUGGCAAUCAAAGCACCGAAUGCUGAGGACCUGUCCUACGUGAACAGAAAAGGUCUCCAUUCUCUGAACUGCCUGAUGGUGUGUGAUGCCAGAGGAGUCCUCCUGAGUGCAGAGACGCACUGGCCAGGCAGCCUGGCUGACUGCACGGUGUUACAACAGGCAGCCCUUACGAGCCAGUUUGAAACUGAGCUGCAUAAAGACGGCUGGCUCCUCGGUGAUAGCUCGUUCUUUCUCCGGACGUGGCUGAUGACCCCUCUGCACAUCCCCGAGACGCCCGCUGAGUAUCGCUACAACAUGGCUCAUUCUGCCACACACAACGUCAUCGAGCGGACGUUCAGAACCAUUCGGUCUCGUUUCCGCUGCCUGGAUGGGUCCAAAGGCACCCUGCAGUACUCUCCAGAGAAAUCCAGCCACAUCAUCCUGGCCUGUUGCGUGCUUCAUAACAUCUCCCUGGAGCACGGGCUGGACGUGUGGUCGUCGCCAGCCACAGGACACAUGGAACAACCUGAAGAAGAGUACGAGCAGAUGGAAUCAAUGGACUCGGAAGCCUGUCGUAUUCGACAGGAGCUGUUGCUUACUCAUUUUAGUUAAUGUUUUUGAGAGAGGGAAGGCUUCUAACGGUUCAUCUGGGAAGAUACACAGAGCAAAUAUGCCUCUUCCUCUUCUGUAAGUCUCUAAAAGACUAAGCAGAUGAUCAGGAGAGAUUUUACUCUUUCCAUUUCAGGUGGUGUUCUGGAUUUCUCUCAGUCUCUCCAGAGAAGCAGUUUAAUUGCUACAUUUUUACUGUACAUUUUACUUAGAGACUCCCUUUUCACCUGACUUAAGGGAACAACCACUAAUGUGAGAUCAGUGGAGAAACUUGGGAAAUGGAUGGUGAAAUAGCUGUAAGCCUUGCCCUGUUUUGCAGAGCAACAAUCCUGUUACACUUUGUAACCCAAACCACUUAUGAUUGAUUGUUAAAUGGUAUUUCACACAAGUUAAACUUCCAGGUGGGUUUGUGUCCACCAUGAGUUUUUGUCUGCAGGUAUAAAGUCUUGCUGAAUACCAGCUUGCAGUUUUGCACAUCUCACAAAGGCCAGCGAUGCCUCUGAAAGCUGAUGGCUGUGUUCUGUGAGGGGUCUGGCUUUUUGCUGGGUACACACUAGUGCUGACAUACACCGAGAAGCUCAAGAAGAGUUGAACAUUUCUUCUUUCCCAAAGAGGUGUUUAAUAGAGAAGAUGUUUAAGCUAUGGUUGGCUCAGCUCUUUAACAGCUACCAGGAAAUGGGCUGGUGAACAUGGGUCUAGUUCUCACUAGAUACAUCUGUCACAACAGAAGACUACUCAUCUCUUUGGCUGCUGUAAAAGACAGGCCAAGGACCAUCUCAGUCACAAAAAUGGAACUGAUUAUGAGAGUUCUCCAUUUAGAUCAGGGCUGAGGCACAGAAAGGCAGCUCUACCAUUGCUGGCAACGUACCUACUGAGUGGAAAAAGAUGACUAGUGCACGCAGUUGUUGCUGGCACGAGAGCAGGAACUUUCCUGGCAAUAGUCCCUCUCCAAAAGAUGCAAGUGUUUCCAAGGAUCUCUUGACAGCGGUCUGAGAAAAUUGUGUUUCUUAUUUUAUCAUUUACUGGACAGUAAAUGAAACAGAAGUGGUAGGAAAUGCAGAACACUGCAGAAAUGUAGCUAAUUAAAGUAGCAGUGUGACCCUCUGGCAAGGCAGGUGGGUCCUUUUAGAGGAAACCAGCCUGGAUCAUGCCCCACAUUUGAAGAACAAGAAACUAUGGGACACAUUCUGAAGUGUUGGAUGGAGAUGUGGCAUUAGCAAUAGUUCUGCCAGGUUUGCAGUGGCAGUAAGCAUUUACUGUCUUAUAAGAAAACCAGGUGUGCUUUAUGGUGUGCAAGCAAGAUGUUUGCAUAAGCUGUGAUGAGAACUAUAGAGCAUGAUGUACAGCAAUAUGAGGUGUAAUUCUACCUUCUUGACACGCCUUCUCAUGUGAUGUCAUGUGAAAAGUGCUCCUCCUCACUGUGGCAAACCCCUUGCUCCUUUUACCUAGGAAGAGGCAUAUAAGCAUUGUUUUCUUUACAAAAAGGCUUUUUUUUAAGGUCAGAGUCACUGCCUGAUGGCUCAUCAUAUCUGACAGUCUAUGCUAACAAUACUGAUCUUUAGACCUCAGCACCAGCAGCCACUGAAUGAGCUGCGUGAGUGACGCUCAAGUCAAGUGAGGCUUAGACACGGUUUGGUACAAACACUGUCAUGUAAUAACAAGCCAGAGUUUCUCAACUUAUGCUAUGAAUAGCUCUCAGCAGGUGCCAAGACCAGAGUGAACUCAAAGUCGAGGUGCUUCCUGGAAUACAUUUGCUGCUGGGUUUUGUCUUGCAUCGGUCACUGUCACCUUUGGUAGAAGUUAAUUGCAAAAAUGAUCCCAUUGCUUAUCAGUUUGGGUGAAAAUUGCAUCAGGUCACACCAGACAAACUCAAUGCACUCCAGUUUACUUGCCCUUUCUCAAGUCAGAUGUCAGUAUCCCCCAGUUUACUUGGGAAAUGGAACCUUCUCAUCCAGAGAACAGUUUUCCCUAAGCAGCUUCCCUCAAAGCAAUUCAUCUAGGCUUUUCUCUUUUCCCUUGGGUUUAGACAUUAUUUAAAUUUGACAGCUGAUAUUCACGUUUCUUUCCUGCUUUCUGGCUCCUCUCUGCUUUCACCUCAUCCUGCCAGCUGCAUUCUUAAAUACUUUUGAGUUUGUGCACUGUCAGAGCUUUGACAAAGAAAGUCUACCCUGACUAUGAAACACUAAUAAUGUUUGAUAAAUCUCCAUCAUAUCUUGGAGAAGACUGUGACUGAUUGUCCAAGGGAUCAGAGUUUUCACUACUUGACUAAAUUCCUUGUGAAACCCAUCAUCAUCAUCAUCUCUUUUCAGUUUUCCCUUAAAAUACUUCCUGGAAGGCUGUCCAGUUAUGCUGCAGGCUGCCUUUUCUCCCUCCAACCCUGCAUAUUCCAACAAACCUCAAGCCCUAAACUUCCCCUGUCUGCAUGUUUUGACUCUUGGCCGAUUUAUUGAUGCAAAGUGCCUUAGCUUGUUUAAAUUUUCCUCUCAAUAUCUCCCAGGGUCUCACUUCUCCAAUACAGAUGAGGUAGCAGAUGAUCUUGUACAUGUGAUCCACAUGUAGGUCUGAGACAUUGAAUGCUUUUUUGAUCAUUUCUUAGGGUGCAAAAAUAGGAGGAGGUGAUGGAAGUAGGAUGAUAGGUGAAUGACCGUGCAGGUCAGCAAGGGAGGAGGGGUUUGAUGUGCUUUGGCAGAGACUCCCCUUCAUCCUGUGACAAGAUGCUGGUCUGUUUCCCUGCAACCCAUGCAGGGGGAUGGUGAAGUCUUGAUCCACCUGCAGCUCAUUAAAGACUCCAUAUCAGAGGGGACAUCUGUACCCGGAGAAGCUAAUAGCAACAACGUGGGGAGGAGGUGCUAGAGUAGAAAGUGCUUGGAGUUCUGCCAGCCAAGAAGGAGAAACCCAGGAGGAGUGCAUGAGGAGCUGCAGCCCCAGGGAGGGAUUCAGGCCAGACAGAUUUGUGAAGGACUGUAUCUAUGUAGAAGAAUUUGCUUGGCUUGUUUCCUUGUAAGCUUGUGGUUUCAGGAUUUCCCAUGAGCAUUUCUUCUGUGGUGGAACAAUGUUAAGACAGGUGAACAGGGAAGGUUAGGUUUAUACAGAUGCUCUCAAAAAAACAUAUAAAUGUGACUUUGUGAAGCUAUUAAAAAUAUGUUUCAAACUCCCACAGACCCAUGCUGCUAGAUGUCUUUGAGUCUUCUCACAAAACCUCCUUUGAAUAGCUUAUUGUUCCUCUUAAGAGAAGUGGGAAUGAAGUGGUGUCUACUGAAUAGUCCUUAAAAUAUAGUUAAAAAGCAUAGAGAAUUAUGAUUAGCAGCAGUCUUCUUGCUUGCUGCUUUCUUGUCCUCGUUCUCCCUGUUAAGAAAGCCUACAUUCACACACACUUGAAUAUGCUCACCUUGGUAACAGAUCCCUGUGUUAAUCCCUUAAAUAUUCAAUAUUAGGUACAAGAUUCAUCAGAUCUGAAGCCUGCUCAGAAAGGUGGUUUGGAGUUUUUUGUUUGUUUGUUUUAUUCUAUUGAGAUACAGAUGUAGAUGAUUGGAGCCUGAUGGUCAUAAUGGGAUAUUUUUAUAUCAGUACCAGGAAAUUUAUUCUAAUAAGUCACAUUUCCCAGUGAAGUGUUCUUGACCUGAGACUGUCCUGUCAUAGGAUUAAUCUUAUGUGACAUCUUUCAGUCAGAAUGUUUACUAACUCUGGCUUGGUUUUUUUUUUUGAUCCUGAGAUGCUACCAUUUUAUAUCAUGUCAUAAUUCCCAUUUCAUUACAGUAAAGUUUCAGUGGAUGUAACUGUUUUAUGCAUUGGUGAACUUGUAAAGUCACUUUCCAAUUCCUGAAACUAAUAGGUGAAACAGGAUUGAUUCAGUGUAAAGACUUAGAGAUGUUUAAACUGCAUGGUUCUUGAGCUCAGGUCAGGUACUUCAUUCUUUGAACUCUUUCUCUCCUCUAAGCUGUUGCUGAUCUUUGCCAUGAACAUCUGUUGAAGUUCUGCUGUCACCUUUAACCUUCAGAAUAAAUGUAAAACUUUAUCUGAAAUAAAGGCCCUUAAGCAAAAUAAGCUCAUUGUUGAAUGGCUUGCAAUGGCUGCAAAGCUGUCCUGCAGGAAAAGACCUGUGUCAAUUGACAGCAGCUGAACAUGAGGCAGCAGUGUGCCCAGGUGGCCAAGCAGGCCAAGGGCAUCCUGGCUGUGUCAGACACAGUGUGGCAGCAGGGCCAGGGCAGGGAUUGUGCCCCUGUACUUAGUGCUGGUGAGGCUGCAGCUCGAGUGCUGGGUUCAGUUCUGGGCCCCUCACAACAAGAAGGACACUGAGGGGCUGGAGCGUGUCCAGAGUCGGGCAGUGGAGCUGGGGAAGUGGCUGGAGCACAAGUGUGAUGGGGAGCAGCUGAGGGAGCUGGGGGUGUUUAGUGUGGAGAAGAGGAGGCUGAGAGGAGAACAAGAGAAACUUCAGCUUUGUUCAGGACACUCUUUCAGAGAAGGUUUAACAUUGCCAGAAUGUGACAGCUGAACCAUGUUUGUGGUUUUGUUUGGGUCUGCUCUAGCUAAAAGGAACCAGCAGGCAGGGCUGAUAGCAAUAUUCAAAAUAGUCAAUGUCUUAUAUUAUCAGCAAGUUCAAUGUGGUUCUUUUUAAGGUGCAUUAACUAGUCCUGAUCAAAUUUGGCUCUACACUGCUCUGGUGAAGGGAUUUGUGUUUGGGUUUUGUUGGCUUUUUUAAGGAAGCAAUUCUUCCUCCCAAACUCCUUCUAUAACAUCAUAGGCUUGUGCACAGGUGGCCUGAGAAGUUGCAAUCAUUCAGUAGCACUGAAAGUAGAGAUUGGUAUUGGGAUGUAUGUUAUAAACUGCAGAAGAAUCUGAUGCAAAGCUUUGCUAUAAUUUUUACUACUUAGAUAACUGUUUUCAUUUGCAUUGGGAUACACAGGAGAAUCCUGACAUACAGUCCUUGAGGCCCUUUCCAGCUCCUCUGCUUAAAGAACUUGCUCUGAAAGCUAUGUACCUUCUGCUGCUCCACUCAUCUCUAAUGGAUAACUUGAUGUCUGACCCAACAGAUGUAGUGCAUGAUCAUUUAAGUCCUUGUCAGACUGGGUCUGGAGAUCACCUCAGAAGCACAGAGGUAGGUAUGUCCCUGCUUAGUGAAUUGAUCUAAGGCUGUGAUAAGUAAACUCUGAAGGACCUAGCUACAGCAGCUUUCUUUUUCUACACCCUGCUUUAUGCCAUGUACCUUGUUUCCUGUGUGCAGCAGCAGAACUGAUGGUGUCUCUACCUACCUAGCUGCAUGUGUUGUAAUUAGCACAAAUCCACCUCAAGUUAGUAUUGUGGAUGGUCAGCUGCAGAUGUUAAGGCACAAGCACAUGUGCCUUCUAUUAACUCUAACCUGAGCCUGAGAACCUCAAGGCUCAAUAGGGGCUGUGUACAUGUGAGGGAAUGAAUUGAGGCAGGCACUAGUGAAGUAGCUGGAGCUGACAGACUUGCUUUGUUUUGGUAAGAACACUUCAUCCCCAAAUCAUGUUCUGUCUUUCUCUUAUUCUGUCAUCCUUACUGCUGAGCUGUUUUGCAUAUUCUGGCUCUCCCUGAGUAAUGUUGUCCUUGUUGGCCAACCAGUUUUAUUUCUCUAAAAGUAUUUAUUUUGUCUUCCUAAUUUAUUAUCAUAUGUUAUAUUAAAAACAAAGCAAAACCCCAAGUCAAGCAGCACUUUUUUGUUACCUAGAACCAGUACUGUUGCAUGUCCAGGCAGUGGCUCUUGUGUGGUGCACAUUUCUGUAAUUGCUUGUUUAUUUUUGAAGCAGGGGGAGGGAAUGAGAUUUUUUUGUUUAAGGAGCUAGACUUCCUGCACUAAUGGCCAGAACAGGUCCAUGCAAACCAAACAAGCAAUGGUAUUGGUCUGGUUCUUUUUUGUCUUCUCAAUGGUGUAAUCUUAAGAGGGCUAUGUAAGACAUUGCUGGUAUUAAAUUUGGGUGAAAAACUUAAUGCUCAAACAUCCUCAUUCAUCACAAUGAGUGAAUUAACACGGUCAAAUCCUGUUACCAAUUCAUUUUUGUAGUUCUAAGUGUCUUAAAAUAUUUAUUAGGUAAAGAGAAUGCAGGUCUGUUUUCAUGGAAGGUCUUUUUCUUUGCUCUGGUUUAACAAAGCACUCAAGCACAGACUUGAACCUUUGGGAAGGACUUAAGGGCUCAGAGAAGUAAAUCCCAUUAUUGAGGAUUUAGGAGGAGAUUAGAUAACCACAAGAGGUCAGAUGCUUCACAGAUGGGAGAGGCCAUAUCUGAAAACUUUUUGUUUUUAGAAGAGAGCUGCCAAAAAAAAACGAGGUUGUUCAUAGUUCAUGGGAAAAAAAGAGCCUGACAUCUGAAUUUCCAAUGUGAAAUGCAUGCAAAAGUAGGCAUGGCACCAGAGAAAAGAACAGUCUGUUAAGAGGAAAAAGACUACAAGUUCAGUUUUGCAUUGGGCUAUUUGUAGAAUUGUUUUUGGAAGUGGUACUCAUGAUGUUGCUGAAGCCAAUCCUUUUGUGAAUCUAUUUAUUCAAUAAAAUUAUCCAAGGAA